Molecule: messenger RNA, 4263 nt
Organism: Syngnathus typhle (broad-nosed pipefish)
Lineage: Eukaryota; Metazoa; Chordata; Actinopteri; Syngnathiformes; Syngnathidae
Product: protein EFR3 homolog B
Exons: 22
Coding region: 792-3320 (842 amino acids)
Biological process (GO): protein localization to plasma membrane
Cellular component (GO): plasma membrane
Source: RefSeq, a predicted model, not a curated record
GCUAGUUCGCUUCCGCCGCCGUCAAUUUGGACUCGUCUGUGGACUGCAAAAGCCCAGAAAGCUAACAAAAAAGGAUGACUUGAAAUUCAGCCAAUGCUGAGGGUUGACUGUAACGCCUAGAAUGUCUUCUUUCAAAGCGAACAAAAAAGGAUGACUUGAAAUUCAGCCAAUGCUGAGGGUUGACUGUAACCCAGAGAACGUCUUCUUUCUUCGCAUCACUAAAUGGCCCUCAGGCUUAGAGAUGGCAGCCGGUGCGUUGGUCAUCACUCGCAGGCACAACUUUUGUAUUCUCACUUGCGCUCGCUUAAGUCGUCGCGCUUUGUCAUAAGCAACAUUUUCAUCCAAUGAAAAUUCACACCGUCAUGAAGUGGCGUCGUUUCACUCAUUUGCUCGGCUUUAUUCCAUAUGGACGUCGAUGCGUGUGUGGGUGGGGCCUGAAGACAAACGGGAAAAUCCAAGGUCAUCCCGGCAUGCUUCUCUGUGACGGUGCCUCGCGCUCCCCGUUUGUAUGUGCGUGUGUGUAAUUCAUGGCGUGGCGUGGACACAGCCUCUGCACCAAUCAACGUGCUCCUCCCCCUGCCUGGCUCUUAGCUCCAAGCACACGUGCAAGGCAGGCAGGCAGGCAGGCAUUAAUCCCCAAGAGUGUGUGCGUGUGUGUGUUGGCAUAGCAGUGCGCGUGUGCAAGCGCGAGUGCGCGUGUGCAAGCGCACGAGUGAGCGAACCCGCUGGAAGCAAACACGAGCAGCGGCGGCGGCGGCGGCAGCAGCGGUGGCUCUCUGGCAUCACAUUCCAUGUACGGGGUGUGCGGCUGUUGCGGGGCUCUCAGGCCUCGCUACAAGAGGCUGGUGGACAACAUUUUCCCCGAAGACCCGGAGGAUGGACUGGUGAAGGCCAACAUGGAGAAGCUGACAUUUUACGCCCUGUCGGCUCCAGAGAAGCUGGACCGUAUCGGCGCGUACCUGUCGGAGCGCUUGUCCAGGGAUGUGGCGCGCCACAGAUACGGUUACGUGUGCAUCGCCAUGGAAGCGCUGGACCAGCUGCUGAUGGCCUGCCACUGCCAGAGCAUCAACCUCUUUGUGGAGAGCUUCCUCAAGAUGGUGCGCAAGCUGCUGGAGUCCGACAAGCCCAAUCUGCAAAUCCUGGGAACCAACUCGUUUGUCAAGUUUGCCAACAUAGAGGAGGACACGCCUUCCUACCAUCGCAGUUAUGACUUCUUUGUGUCGCGCUUCAGCGAGAUGUGCCACUCGGGUUACGAGGACCCCGACAUCCGCACCAGGAUCCGGAUGGCGGGCAUCAAGGGCCUUCAGGGCGUGGUGAGGAAGACGGUCAACGACGAGCUUCAAGCUAACAUCUGGGAUCCUCAGCACAUGGACAAGAUCGUCCCGUCGCUGCUGUUCAACUUGCAGUGUAGCGAGCGCACGGAGAGUCGCUCGCCGUCUCCAUCGCAACCGUCGGACAAGGAGAAGGAGAGCCCGGCGGAGCUGACGGAGCGCUGCUUCAGGGAGCUGCUGGGCCGAGCAGCCUACGGAAACAUCAAGAAUGCCGUCACCCCCGUGCUCAUGCAUCUGGACAAUCACGCUCUAUGGCAGGGGAAGACCUUCGCUGUGCGUUGUUUUAAAAUCAUCAUGUACUCCAUUCAGUCGCAGCACUCGCACUUGGUCAUUCAGCAACUCCUGGGUCACCUGGACGCCAACAGCAAGAAUUCGGCCACCGUCCGAGCCGGCAUCGUGGAGGUUCUGCUGGAGGCGGCCGCCAUCGCCGCCAGCGGCUCCGUCGGUCCGAAGAUUGGGCGGCCGGGCGCGCGUGGAGCCGUCUGCUGUGUCGCUCACCCGCUUUUGCGGCCCCUUGCAGGUCCCACCGUGCUGGAGGUGUUCAACACCUUACUGCGCCAACUGCGUCUCAGCGUGGACUACGAGCUGACCGGCUCCUACGACGGCAGCGCCAACAUCGGCACAAAGAUCAUCAAAGCUCACGAGGAGAGGCAGCUGCAGGAAGCCGUUAUCCGAACCAUCGGUUCCUUUGCCAACACUUUGCCCACCUACCAAAGGUCGGAAGUCAUGCUCUUCAUCAUGGGCAAGAUCCCUGUUCCCGGUGUUCACCCGUUGCUACCUUCUUCGGGCUCUUGGCCCGAGGUUACCAGGAUGAUUCAGGUGAUGUUACUCAAGUCACUGGUCCAGGUGACGGCGGGCUUCCAGACCACCAACAUGCUGACGGCUCUGCCCAGCUCCUUCCUGGAACCUCUGCUCUCGUUCUCCCUGACCGAAGACCCCGAGGUUCGGCUGCUGGUGCUCCAAAUCCUCCUCAGUCUCAUCGACAGGCACGACAACCGGCCCAAAUUCUCCAACAUGAGUAUUAUCAGCGACAUCUCUGUGCUGAAGCUGAAAGUGGACAAGUGCUCCAGACAGGACAACCUGUUCAUGAAAAAGCACGGCCAGCAGCUCUACCGGCACAUCUACCUGGGCUGCAAAGAGCAGAACAGCGGCAGGCGCCACUAUGAGAGUCUCUUUGCCUUGCUGGGUCUUCUCAGCGUGGAGCUGGCCAACGAAGAAGUGGUGGUGGACCUCGUUCGCCUGGCGCUUGCUCUGCAGGACCUGGCUCUGUCCACGGAUGAGGCGCUGGCCGUUUACAACCGCUGCGCAAUGCACGCCCUGGCCGCCGCCUACCUCAACCUGAUCUGCCAGCUCACCACCGUCCCCGCCUUCUGCCAGCACAUACACGAGGUGAUCGAAGUGAGACGGAAGGAAAGUCCUUACCUGCUGCCCGAGGACGUCUUUGCGGAUGUGCCCAGACUCCCCUCCUCGCUUGACAAAGUGGAAGGCGGCAUGCUGUUCCUUCAGUCCAAGAUCACGGAAGUCCUCGGAGGCAGCGGUUACAACACGGAGCGACUGGCCACCCCAUACAUCCCUCAGUACACGGAUGAGGACCGCUUGUCCAAGAGAAAGAGCAUCGGGGAGACCAUCUCGCUCCAGGUGGAAGUGGAGUCCCGAAACAGUCCCGAGAAAGAAGAGCGGACCCCCGCCGAGGAGAUCACCUUUGAAACCUUGAAGAACGCCAUCGUGGACAGCGUGGGUAUGGAGGAACAGGAGCGGGAGCGGAGGAGGCAAGUGGUGGAGAAGUUCCAGAAAGCUCCCUUUGAGGAGAUCGCUGCCCAUUGCGGUGCUCGGGCCACGCUGCUGCAGAGCAAACUCAACCAGAUCUUUGAGCUCACAAUCAGGCCCCCGCCCAGCCCGUCCGGCACCGUAGCAUCCGGCUACGGCCCGAGCCAGACUCGCUCGGUGCCCCUCUACGAGAUGAAGUUUCCCGACCUUUGCGUAUAUUGAGGAGGCAAGGUUACUCGGCUCUUCUUGUUCUCUUCCGGGGCAAACCAUUUUUGGGCGAGGCAGGGCAAAAAGGAAAUAACGUGCCGCUGCUGCAAGCCAAAAACUUUGAUAACAAGCCACAUUUUGUCACGCUCGCCAUGUAGGAAUGUUGUGGACAAUCUUUUCCAUUUUCUGGACUGAUUUAAUAUGGGGCUUUUUUGUUGUAGUGCUGACAUAUUGCCAAUUCUCUCAUCGUGCUGGGGGAGGGCGGCCAUGAUUUGAUCCUCCUUUAUUAUUUUUCACAUUCCUUUUUAACAGUAGGAUAAGAAGUCACUCAACAGCUCAUUGUGAGUACAGGGUCCCCCCGGCAGAAAGCAUUCAAAUCUUUCAGCUCGUGUACAGUCAACAUCUACUCCGAGUGUGUGCGUGCGUGUACACGCGUAUCUAUUUUAUAGGAACUCAAAUUUGACGCUCCGUCUCUUCUCUGCCUCUCGUUGGCAUCAGCUUAGUCUCCCACCAACGGCACGGCACGUCUGUCCCCGUGCCGACUUCCCUCGAAUCUCGUUUGCGGAUCGUGUCGUGACUCUCCGGUCGUUCCCGUUUGUGUCCACCAAGCGUGACUUGUGUCAGUCAUUUUGUCGUCUCGUUCCGGAUAGCUCUGUCGACCACGUAGUGCUUGUGCAGGUCCGAGACCCCUUCUGUGAACUUUGCACUUUAAAAACUGGAGGACCUUGUGACGAAGGCAGCUUGACUUUUUGGGGACGGAAAAAUGCCUUAGCGCUCGCUGCGUCCGUCCUGACCUGACCUGACCUGACCUGACCUGACCUGACCUGACCUGACCUGACCUGACCUGACCUGACCUGACCUGUCCUGUCCUGUCCUGUCCUGUCCUGUCCUGUCCUGUCCUGUCCUUGCAUGCUCCUGUGAUGUGCUAGACAAUAAAAGUUACCAGUCCACAGAAGAA